Molecule: messenger RNA, 1106 nt
Organism: Synchiropus splendidus (mandarinfish)
Lineage: Eukaryota; Metazoa; Chordata; Actinopteri; Syngnathiformes; Callionymidae
Gene: cldn8.1
Product: claudin 8.1
Exons: 1
Coding region: 107-874 (255 amino acids)
Biological process (GO): cell adhesion; bicellular tight junction assembly
Cellular component (GO): plasma membrane; bicellular tight junction
Molecular function (GO): structural molecule activity
Source: RefSeq, a predicted model, not a curated record
UGCUCCUCCUCUCCCACUGCCAUGCACCGCCAGAAAUGAACGGCUUCCUCUUACGGUGAGUGCUCUGAAACCUAUCGUCCAACUUGUCGAGGAAUAAGCGGGGAGGAUGGCCAACUCGGCGCUGGAGCUCGUGGCUCUCAUCGUGACUCUCAUCGGACUGGUGGGAACCGCGGCGAGCACCGGGAUGCCGAUGUGGAGGGUGACAGCCUUCAUAGGGGAGAACAUUAUCGUCUUUGAGACCCGAUACGAAGGCCUGUGGAUGAACUGCUACCGGCAAGCCGACAUCAGGAUGCAGUGUAAGGUGUACGACUCCCUCUUGGCCCUGCCCCAGGACCUCCAGGCCGCAAGAGGACUCAUGUGCUGCGCUCUGGCUCUGGGGGCGCUGGGGAUGCUCUUCAGUCUGGUGGGGCUGCAGUGCACGUCGUGCAUCCAGAACAACGACCGCGCCAAGAGGCUGGUCCUCAUCCUGUCCGGGACCAUGAUCGUGAUGGCGUGCAUCUGCGUCAUCAUCCCCGUGUCCUGGACGGGCCAUGUCAUCAUCAGGGACUUCUACAACCCCCUGCUGAUCGACGCCCAGCGCAGGGAGCUCGGGGAGGCCCUCUACGUGGGCUGGGUGGCGGCUGCCUUUCUCUUCGUCGGGGGAUGCUUGUUUAUCUGCUGCAAUAUCCCGUCCGAGGAGAAGAGUCCGCAACGGUACAUCUAUACCCGGAACUCGGACUACACCAUGUACACCCCCCAGCCUCCACAGCAACUCCAGCCUCAGCAACUGGUGAUGCUUCCUCAACCGCAGCCCGUUCUAUCCAGAUACCCCUCCACCAACGGCACCUACCACUCCAGGUACCCCUCCGUACGCAGCGGCGUCGCUUAUCUCUGAACACGGACCCAGACAGAACUGAACAACCGUGCUUUCUAUUUAAAUCCAGGCUUCUAUGAAUGAAUAAUUGGUAGAAAUGUGAUCAUAUCAGUGACUGCAAAUGCCUGUGAAUGAUUUCUUUAUCUUGUUGUAUCUUGUUAAAAAUCUUGUUUAAAUAUCUUGUUUUUUUAUAUGUUAGCACCAUGCUUUUUUAUGACACAUAUGCAUGUUUGUGUAUUACUUUACUAACAAA